Messenger RNA from Symbiodinium natans, 786 nucleotides. NCBI's taxonomy places the organism in Eukaryota, Dinophyceae, Suessiales, Symbiodiniaceae. The record is from the annotation of a GenBank genome assembly.
AUGGCCGCGUCAAUUUGGGUGAAAGUCAAAGGUGGCAAGACAACCCUCAAGUUGCCCACGACAGGUCUACAGGACGUCAGUGACCUCAUCGAGAUGGUCAAGGAGAAGGCGAAAUCCCUGCUUAACAAUGUGGAUCUUGUCCAACUCCAGCUCUACCAGUCGGAGACGACAGCCGAGGAGAGGUGCCCGGUGAUGUUGGGCAUGUUCCACUUGCCGCACAUGGCAUUGAAGCCGGGGAAGCCGGUUGCAGACAUCGAUGGCGGCAGGGACGAAGACCACCCGCUCUAUUUGGGCUACCCGGACGUCCCGGUGACGACUUGGCUGAAAGACUGCUCCGGCGACAUGGCGGUAUUAUGCCGGUGCCUCGUGCUGUUCUUGUCGGUUGCGGUGUAUGUCGUGAUCACAGUCGAUUGCUACGAUGAUGGUGAUGUGCCGGCAUUCAGGGCACUGCUGGCAACAUUUGUCCUCACAGGAGCGGAUUUGCUCCCGAAGAUUUGUCAUGAGGAGCACGAAGACAUCAUCGAGUGGGGCUUUGCUUUCUUUCUCCUCGCGUUCGGCUUGCUAGCUCUACAUCAGCGGUUCUUCUCCGAAGAUGUCUGUAUGGGGAUCAUCACCGGGGCAGCCGCCAACUUGUACAAAAAAUUCGCGCUCCUUCUGAUUUGCACCGGUGAGUUUCGGCAAGCUAGUUCGCGCUCUUUGGAGCGGUUCUUCCCCACCCUGAUGCGGCCCGCAACGUCAAACGCAGCGAGUGCACCGCUUUUGCCAGGUGCAUCUCACACCGGUUGA